UUAUCAUAUACACAACUAUUAUUGCCCUUUCUUUCGCACAUCGCACUGCAUCUGGUCGCUCGAAGCUCUGGAUACCGACACGGAUAACAAUCAUAAUAAUAAUGUCCUCCACUGAACUCAAGCGUGUACUCUGCCCAGGAGGUGCCGGUUACAUUGAUAACCACAUCUUGCUGGAACUGCUGCGAACUGGGAAAUACCUCCCCGUCGUCCUCGACAACGGGCACAACUCAAAGGCCGAGGCAUGUAUCGCCCGGGUACAAGAGGUCGCCAACGAGGAGCCUGGCUUGAAGGAAAAGUUCGGCGGCGAGAUCCCCAAGAUCGACCUCUACCAAGCCGACCUGACUGACCGAUCGUCCAUCGACAAGCUCUUCGAGGCUUAUGAGAGCAAGGGAAAGAUCUGGGGUGUUAUCCAUCUGGCUGCUUGGAAAGCUGUUGGCGAAUCGAACGAGUUGCCCUUGCAAUACUAUGAGAACAACGUAUCAGGUACCCUCAACCUCUUGCACUCUAUGAAGGAUCACGGGUGUCAGAACUUCGUCUAUUCAUCCUCGGCUACCGUAUACGGAGAGCCCGAGACGAUUCCCAUCCCGGAGACGAGCCCAUUGCAACCUCACAGCCCUUACGCCAAGACCAAGGUGUUCUGCGAGUACAUCCUCAUGGACCUCGCCAAGGCCGACAGUGAUUUCAACAUUUGCUCGUUGAGGUACUUCAACCCCGGCGGUGCCCACCCUUCAGGCAAGAUCGGCGAAGACCCCCAGGGUAAGCCCAACAACCUCCUUCCUCUCCUCGCUGCCAUCGCUGUCGGCCGGAUCAACGACCCUCUCAAAGUCUUUGGCGACGACUUCCCUACCAUCGACGGGACUUGCGUACGUGACUACCUCCAUGUCGUUGACCUCGCCCGGGGCCACGUCUCUGCAUUGGACGCUAUCGAGAAGGGCGCCAUCUACUCGGUCACGGGCACGAAGGGCAAGUAUAGGGCAUUCAACUUGGGCACGGGAACGGCUUAUAGUGUCAAGCAGAUGAUCGAGGCGAUGAAGGUGGCCAGUGGGUUCGAUUACAAGUACGACAUUGUGGGUCGAAGGGAGGGUGAUGUACCGGAUCUCACCGCCGAUCCUAAAUUGGCCCAUGAAGAACUCGGAUGGAAGGCCGAGAAGGACCUGCAAACGAUGUGCAAGGAUCUAUGGAACUGGCAGUCGCAGAACCCAAAAGGUUAUUGAGCAAGGGAAAGGGUUUGGCUGGGGGUUGCUUGUAAACGUACAAGGGGAUUCUAUCGGAUUGCAUCAUCUUUUGGGUUAU
Molecule: messenger RNA, 1293 nt
Organism: Filobasidium floriforme
Lineage: Eukaryota; Fungi; Basidiomycota; Tremellomycetes; Filobasidiales; Filobasidiaceae
Product: putative galactose metabolism-related protein
Exons: 10
Coding region: 102-1214 (370 amino acids)
Biological process (GO): beta-D-galactose catabolic process via UDP-galactose, Leloir pathway
Cellular component (GO): cytosol
Molecular function (GO): UDP-glucose 4-epimerase activity
Source: RefSeq, a predicted model, not a curated record